AUGGAAAAGUUCAAGUUACCAUUUGUUAGAUCUCACAUCCAUCACUCGGCACCACCUCCAGAUAUGUCUGGUGUAGAUGCAAAGCCGGUUUAUUUGCAAGUUGGUAAUUCCCCCAAUAAUGGCUAUGCCCUUUCCAAUGUGGUAGCUGUAUCAUCAGUGGAUUUACCAGACAAUAUCUAUGUUCAGGUGGAUAAACUUUUCAUUUUCACCACUAGGCACUCCAACGAUGUGCCACCAGGUAAAAUAGGGUUUAAUGGUAAUCAGAGAACCUGGGGUGGAUGGUCACUAAACCAAGAAAUUCUUAUACAACCAUUUGAUCUCUUCAAGUAUUCUGGUAAACAAUCCUAUUUGGGGUCAGUGGAUAUAGAAGUUUCAUUUAGAUCCAGAGCAAAAGCCGUGCCAACACCCUUUGAUCAAGAUGAAUUGGCACAGCAUUUUACCAAAUGCUUUGAAUCACAAAUUUUCUCACCAACGCAGUACUUAAUCUUUGAAUUUAAAGGCAAUAUCUUCGAUUUAAAGGUCAGAAGUCUGCAAACUAUAGAUUUAGGGGAUGUUGAACCUUCUACACCUGUGUCAUCAGGAAUUGAGACAAAGGGUAUUCUUACAAAGCAGACUCAAUUGAACUUCUUCAAAGGUAGAGAUGGAUUGGUUAACUUAAAAUCUUCCAAUAAUUUGCGUCCACGCUCUGAUGCUGUUAUUAGACCAGAUUUUAAAUUUGAGGAUUUAGGUGUUGGUGGGUUAGACACGGAAUUUACAAAGAUCUUUAGAAGAGCAUUCGCAAGUAGAAUCUUUCCACCUGCAGUGAUUGAAAAAUUGGGUAUUUCUCAUGUUAAGGGUUUAUUACUGUAUGGUCCUCCAGGUACUGGUAAGACUUUAAUUGCUAGGAAGAUUGGUAAAAUGUUAAAUGCAAAGGAACCUAAGAUUGUCAAUGGUCCUGAAAUUCUGAGUAAAUAUGUGGGUUCGUCAGAAGAAAAUAUUCGUAACCUUUUCAAAGAUGCAGAAGCCGAAUACAGGUCAAAGGGUGAAGAUUCAUCAUUACAUAUCAUUAUCUUUGAUGAGUUGGAUUCUGUAUUUAAGCAAAGAGGUUCGAGAGGUGAUGGUACAGGUGUUGGUGAUAAUGUCGUUAAUCAGUUGUUAGCUAAGAUGGAUGGUGUUGAUCAAUUGAAUAACAUCUUGGUCAUUGGUAUGACUAACCGUAAAGAUUUGAUCGAUAAUGCUCUAUUGCGUCCUGGUAGAUUCGAAGUUCAAGUGGAAAUUCACUUGCCAGAUGAACAGGGUAGAUUGCAAAUUUUAGAUAUUCAGACUAAGAAAAUGAGAGAAAAUAACAUGCUUGAAAAAGAUGUUGAUCUUGCAGAAUUGGCUGCUUUAACGAAGAAUUUCUCCGGUGCUGAAAUUGAAGGUUUGGUCAAAAGUGCAAGUUCAUUUGCCAUUAAUAAGACUAUUAGCAUUGGUAAGGGAAACACUAAAUUAAACCAAAAAGAUAUUUCUAAAUUGACAGUUAACAGGGAAGAUUUCUUAAAAGCUUUACAAGAAGUUACACCAGCGUUUGGUAUCAAUGAAGAAGAUUUGAAAAUGUGUGUGGAAGGUGGCAUGAUAAGAUACUCGGAUUCCGUCGAUGCUAUUUUGAAAAAUGGUGACAGAUAUGUUCGUCAAGUACGUGAAAGUGCCAAAUCAAGAUUGGUCUCUUUAUUGCUCCAUGGUCCACCAGGUUCCGGUAAAACUGCACUAUCGGCCGCCAUCGCUCUAAAAUCUGAAUUCCCCUUUGUGAGAUUGAUUUCUCCAACGGAAAUAUCUGGUAUGUCGGAGGCUUCAAAAAUUGCAUAUAUCGAUAAUACAUUCAGAGAUGCUUACAAGUCACCUUUGAAUAUCCUGGUUAUCGAUUCUAUCGAAACCCUUGUUGAUUGGGUUCCCAUUGGCCCCAGAUUUUCAAACAAUAUUUUACAAGUUCUUAAGGUGGCACUAAAACGUAAACCACCAAAGGAUCGUCGUCUUUUGAUUAUGACUACCACUUCUACGCAUUCGGUUUUACAGCAAAUGGAUAUUUUAAGUUGUUUUGAUCAAGAGAUUGCGGUGCCCAACAUGACUACGCUAGACGAUUUCAAUAACGUUAUGAUAGAAUCGGAUUUCCUCGAUGACCAAGGCAGAGUGAUGGUCAUAAAUGAAUUGGCACAAGUGUGUCCUCGUUUCAAUAUCGGUAUCAAGAAGACUCUAACAAAUAUCGAGACCGCAAGACAUGAUGAGGACCCUGUGAGCGAAAUUAUCGAAUUGAUGGUCAACUCCUCAGGUGUUUGA
Molecule: messenger RNA, 2292 nt
Organism: Zygosaccharomyces rouxii
Lineage: Eukaryota; Fungi; Ascomycota; Saccharomycetes; Saccharomycetales; Saccharomycetaceae
Gene: SEC18
Product: AAA family ATPase SEC18
Exons: 1
Coding region: 1-2292 (763 amino acids)
Biological process (GO): Golgi to plasma membrane protein transport; intra-Golgi vesicle-mediated transport; SNARE complex disassembly
Cellular component (GO): Golgi stack
Molecular function (GO): ATP hydrolysis activity; ATP binding
Source: RefSeq, a predicted model, not a curated record